This is a messenger RNA of Botrytis porri, 3717 nucleotides long. RefSeq lists its product as uncharacterized. Gene Ontology annotation, cellular component: cell tip; cytoplasm; microvillus. Bases 1 to 3717 code for a protein of 1238 amino acids. The transcript has 6 exons. The record is from RefSeq and is a predicted model, not a curated record. Gene Ontology annotation, molecular function: microfilament motor activity; actin filament binding; ATP binding. Gene Ontology annotation, biological process: actin filament organization; endocytosis; vesicle transport along actin filament. NCBI's taxonomy places the organism in Eukaryota, Fungi, Ascomycota, Leotiomycetes, Helotiales, Sclerotiniaceae.
AUGGGUAUCAGUCGUCGUCCGAAGGGGAAUAAUAAUGCCUCUGGCGCAGAGAGUGCCCCGUCGGGGAAGCCGAAUAUCCAGAAGGCCCAGUUCGAUACAACCAAGAAGAAGGAAGUGGGCGUGUCAGAUCUUACUUUGAUCAGUAAGGUCUCUAAUGAAGCAAUCAACGAGAAUCUUAAGAAGAGAUUUGAUAAUAAGGAAAUCUAUACAUACAUUGGCCAUGUGCUUGUUUCUGUCAAUCCUUUUCGAGAUUUGGGAAUUUACACAGAUGCAGUCUUGGACAGUUACAAAGGCAAGAAUCGGCUGGAGAUGCCACCUCAUGUCUUCGCCGUUGCCGAAUCUGCCUACUACAAUAUGAAUGGUUAUAAAGAUAAUCAAUGUGUUAUCAUUUCAGGAGAAUCUGGAGCGGGAAAGACCGAGGCAGCAAAGCGAAUCAUGCAAUACAUAGCCAAUGUUUCUGGAGGCAGUAACUCAUCCAUUCAGGAGAUUAAGGACAUGGUACUGGCGACGAAUCCAUUGCUAGAAUCUUUUGGUAAUGCGAAAACAUUACGGAACAACAACUCCUCUCGUUUUGGAAAAUACCUCCAACUGCAAUUCAAUGCGCAAGGUGAACCGGUGGGCGCGGACAUAACAAAUUACCUUCUCGAGAAGACGAGAGUAGUCACUCAGAUCAAGGACGAGCGGAAUUUCCACAUUUUCUACCAAUUCACAAAAGGGGCUUCGCAAGCAUACAGGGAGAAUUAUGGUAUUCAGCAACCGUCGCAGUAUCUUUACACAAGCAAAGCCGGGUGCUUUGAUGUUGAUGGAAUUGACGAUCUCGCCGAAUAUCAGGAUACUUUGAAUGCCAUGAAGAUUAUUGGUUUGUCGCAAGCUGAACAAGAUGAGAUAUUUCGCAUGCUAGCUGCUAUCUUGUGGACUGGAAAUAUUCAAUUUCGCGAAGAUGAAGAUGGGUAUGCUGCAGUUGUUGAUCAAUCAGUUGUUGACUUCCUGGCAUACCUGUUGGAUUGCGAUGCAGGUCAUGUUAUUCAAGCUAUCACCAUUAGAAUUCUUACUCCUCGGAACGGGGAAGUUAUCGAAUCACCCGCGAAUGUUCCUCAAGCGCUGGCCACGAGGGAUGCUCUCGCUAAAGCAAUAUAUAACAACCUCUUUGAUUGGAUCGUGGAGCGUGUCAACAAAUCCCUUACUGCUCGGUCAGCGACAUCGAACUCGAUAGGUAUUCUCGAUAUUUAUGGUUUUGAAAUUUUCGAGAAGAACAGUUUCGAGCAGUUGUGUAUCAACUAUGUCAAUGAGAAAUUGCAACAGAUCUUUAUUCAGCUAACACUGAAGACUGAACAAGAGGAAUAUGCCCGGGAACAGAUCCAAUGGACGCCAAUCAAGUACUUUGACAACAAAAUUGUUUGUGAUUUGAUCGAGUCUACAAGACCACCAGGUAUAUUUUCCGCCAUGAAAGAUGCCACCAAGACAGCCCAUGCCGAUCCAGCCGCAUGUGAUCGUACUUUCAUGCAGGCAAUUGGCGGAAUGUCAAACCCUCAUCUGACCCCUCGACAAGGCAAUUUCAUUGUCAAGCAUUAUGCUGGUGAUGUGAGCUAUACAGUAGAGGGAAUUACAGACAAGAAUAAGGAUCAACUUCUCAAGGGCUUACUCAACCUGUUCGGACAAAGCAAAAAUCAGUUCAUUCAUGAACUAUUCCCCCACCAAGUCGAUCAGGACAACAGAAAACAGCCUCCAUCUGCCGGUGAUAAGAUAAAAGCCUCGGCAAAUGAUUUGGUGGCAACAUUAAUGAAGGCAACGCCAUCGUAUAUCCGUACCAUCAAGCCUAACGAAAAUAAAUCACCAACUGAAUACAAUGAAAAGAAUGUUUUACAUCAAGUCAAGUACCUUGGUCUACAAGAGAACGUCCGUAUCCGUCGUGCCGGAUUUGCAUAUCGUCAAACAUUUGACAAAUUCGUUGAACGAUUUUAUCUACUUUCCCCUAAAACUUCUUAUGCGGGCGACUACAUAUGGACAGGAGAUUCAAAAACUGGAGCAAUGCAAAUUUUGAAAGAUACUAACAUACCUGUUGAAGAAUAUCAGAUGGGUGUGACUAAGGCAUUUAUCAAGGCACCUGAAACCCUGUUUGCCCUAGAACACAUGCGUGAUCGCUACUGGCACAACAUGGCUGCCCGUAUUCAACGUGUAUGGAGAGCGUUCUUACAAAUCAGAAUCGAAGCAGCCACCCGAAUCCAAAGGAUGUUCAGGAAGAAGAGAGAGGGUAAAGAGUUUUUAGAGUUGAGAGAAAAGGGUCACCAAAUUCUACAAGGCCGCAAAGAGAGAAGAAGAUACAGUCUCCUAGGCUCAAGACGUUUCAUGGGUGAUUAUCUUGGAAUUGCAGCAACCACAGGACCUGGAUCAAAAAUACGCGGUUCAAUCAAUCUGCCAGCUAACGAAAUCACCCUUUUCUCCUGCCGUGGUGAGAUUCUCGAGACAAAAUUCGGUCGAUCGAGUAAACUUAGUCCCCGCAUCUUCAUUAUGACGAAGGCGAAGUUCUACAUAGUUAGCCAGCAACUUGUAAAUAAGCAGGUUCAAAUCGCAGUGGAAAAGGCUAUUCCCCUUGGAGCUAUCAAAUUCGUUAGUGUAUCAACUUGUCGGGAUGAUUGGUUUUCCCUGGGCAUAGGCUCACCACAGGAAGCGGAUCCGCUUCUUACCUGCGUUUUUAAGACCGAACUGUUUACCCAUAUGCAAGGAGCAAUGCCUGGUGGCGGUUUCAAUCUUAAAAUAGGGGAUUCAAUCGAGUAUGCCAAGAAGCCUAAUAAAAUGCAGUUAAUCAAGGUGAUCAAAGACUCUCAACAGGCUCAAGAUCAUUACAAGAGUGGUACUAUUCACACUCAAGCAGGCGAGCCACCCAAUUCGCGAUCAAAGCCUUUGCCAAAGGGCAAGCCUGUGGCGCCGAAACCAUUCACCUCGGGGCGUCUUAUUAAGCCUGGAGGGCCAGGAGGACGACCCUCAAAAUUGACAAACGGAAACCGACCAACUCCCAAGCCUGUUCCUUCACCUGCUGCGGCAAGACCUGUACCUACACCUGCUGCAGCAGCAAGGCCGAUACCCGCAGCCAACCCUAUUGCAGCCUCUAUUCCAGUGCAUACAAGGAAUCCUUCUUUACAAUCAGCACAAUCUACGAGAGCUGUGCCCCCUCCUCCUCCACCCGCCCCACCUGCUCCUCCCCCGGCUCCAGCAUCGAAAGAACCUCAAUACCGCGUUCUCUACGAAUUCGCUGGACAGAGUGCCAAUGAGUUCUCCCUCAAGCAGGGUGAGAUAGUGACUGUUCUCCAAAAGGAGACAAAUGGCUGGUGGCUCACCAAGAAUGUCCGUGGUCAAGGCUGGGCACCCACUGCUUACCUCGAAGAAGUUGCGCCGCCACCGCCACCACCUGUCGCCUCUCGUCCAACACCACCACCUCCCCCUGGACCUCCGAAGAUGAACGGUGCAAACGGCGCUGCGGUUCGCUCUAAGCCUACUCCGCCUGCACCGCCUGCCAAACGUCCAGUAGCGGGUAGGAAACCAGCUCCUCCUCCUGCACCCCGCGAUUCUGGAAUGAGUAUUUCUAGUAAUGGAAGUGGUAAUAACAGCGGUCGGAGCACUCCCACCCCAAGCUUGGCUGGUGGACUAGCUGAAGCUUUGCGAGCGAGGCAAAGCGCAAUGCAAGGAAAUGCUAAAAAAGAAGACGACGAUGAUUGGUAA